AUGAGGAGAACCCUUUACAUAUUUAAUCAUCUAUAUUCUCAUGAUUUGUUGGUCAAGAAAAUUACAGAACUUGGUUAUUCGUGCUUCUACAUUCGUGCGAAGAUGGUUCAAGACCAUAGGAACAGAGUGGUUUGCACUGAUCUCUUUACUCGUGGGAUUGACAUUCAAGCUGUGAAUGUAGUGAUUAACUUUGAUUUUCCUAGGACUUCCGAGUCGUAUCUACACAGGGUGGGCCGAUCAGCACGGUUUGGACACCUUGGGUUGGCUGUGAACUUGGUAACAUAUGAGGACCGUUUCAAAAUGUAUCAGACUGAGCAGGAACUCGGCACCAAAAUCAAACCAAUUCCUUCAAAUAUCGAUCAAGCAAUCUACUACCAGCUAGUAAACCCUGUAUUCGCACGAGAAAAUGUUACCGCCCGACGAGAUACAGCUUCGAUGAAAAAUGGUGAGGUGUUCCUCAAGCUAGGAGGGGAUGCGUUAACAGAUACUUGGUGGUUCAUGUACAGACAGACUCGUUACAUAGAGUUUUAA
Raphanus sativus (radish) is the source of this 531-nucleotide messenger RNA. RefSeq names its product DEAD-box ATP-dependent RNA helicase 12-like. The transcript is spliced from 6 exons. Gene Ontology annotation, cellular component: P-body; cytoplasmic stress granule. Gene Ontology annotation, biological process: P-body assembly; cytoplasmic stress granule assembly. Bases 1 to 531 code for a protein of 176 amino acids. The record is from RefSeq and is a predicted model, not a curated record. Gene Ontology annotation, molecular function: mRNA binding. Lineage: Eukaryota; Viridiplantae; Streptophyta; Magnoliopsida; Brassicales; Brassicaceae.